AUGAAUCUGUUCACUGCCAGUUAUUCCCUUCAAGAGCUGAGGUCAGUGGCUACUCAGUGUUUACCCCUCACACCCAACUAUGUGGCCCGAGAAAUUUGGAGCGGCUGCCUGCCUUUCUCCCUCCUGUGCUCCUCCAUACCCAUCUCUUGCGCCUUCACUACGGUCAGGUACUCGAAGUCACUGUUCGAGGAGAUCUGGACACGCUCAUCCUUCACAGCCACCAUGGUUCACAGCAGAAGCAGUAUCUGCAGAGUCCUGCUUGUGCUGCUCCUUUGUCUCUUGGUAACCUUUGUACACACAGAGACCAUGGCAGACCCUGCCUCACCAACCAGGGACAACCAGGACACUCUGUCUGGAGAACCGCCCAGUGACGUCACCACCAAAGAAUCCUCCCACGACGUUACAGAGCAGACCUUCAUCUACAACUAUGAGGAUACUACACACCCCCAGGCCAUGGAUGAUGAAGAAGGGGUCCUGGGGCCAGGGGCCAUCACAGCCAUUGUUAUAGCAGUUUUCUUGGGAGCGUCCGUCCUCCUUGCCCUCAUCAUCAUCACGCUCAGGAAAUUCACUGCCUCCUAGAGUGAACACUUCCCAUCUUGUGUAUGCUGAAAGUUGUGGCAGGUCCCUUGACUGAGCACAGGUUUACUCCUGUCAACACACGCUGUCACACAACUUGUCCACUUGUUCCUGAAGACCUAAUGUUAGAAACUGGCUGGCUCUUCCAGUGGAAAUCGUAGCAUG
Molecule: messenger RNA, 741 nt
Organism: Monopterus albus (swamp eel)
Lineage: Eukaryota; Metazoa; Chordata; Actinopteri; Synbranchiformes; Synbranchidae
Gene: snorc
Product: secondary ossification center associated regulator of chondrocyte maturation
Exons: 5
Coding region: 1-579 (192 amino acids)
Biological process (GO): cartilage development
Source: RefSeq, a predicted model, not a curated record